GAGGACGACUACACUGAUACUGGUGAGUACUGCUGCGUCAACUUUCUUUUAGAUUGAGGGGAAUAUGCCCCAUCGACAAUUCAUCGCGCUGGCUUGCCUUCUUUUCUCCCUCACAACACCAUCAAUCAUCAAUCAAUCACCAUCUGCGUCAUCCACAAUCCACCCAACACGCCCUCCCCCAAAAAAUCAACCAAAAAAACCCGAAUUCCAAUCUCAAAGAGUCAUCCAUCUAACCAUGAAAUCAACAACCAGAAUCCGAGAUCUCCGAGCAGUCCGACGAAGAACUCGACAGCGAGUCCUUCCUGGACCGCCUGUCGGCUCUGCAAGACAUGAUCCCCCCGUCGGCCCGCCGCUCCUUCACGAGCUCCGUCUCCGCCGUCACCAACCUCACCAAGUCCAGCCUGAGCUUCAGCGGCAAGGCCCUGUGGAUCCUGAGCACCAGCGCUUUCCUGGUCGGUGUCCCGUGGGCGCUGGCUUACGCUGAGGAGGAGCAGUAUAUUCAGCUCGAGCGCGAGCAGGGUAUGAUUAAGGGUGCUAAUGAUGUGAGUUUAUAACUUUCUUUUUCCGUCUAUCUUCGUAUUUCACUUGGGAGUUGCGGCUAUCGUGCGUGUUUACGUACGCUGUCGGGCUUUGGUUUGCGGGGACGGUGACGUGAAAACUUUUUUUCUGGUGAUGAUGGCACCAACAACAUCAGAAAGAGUGGUUUCAUGCGUUACAGCUCUCUCAUCAUCCGUUCUCGUUGGAAAUUG
This is a messenger RNA of Aspergillus campestris IBT 28561, 749 nucleotides long. RefSeq names its product mitochondrial import receptor subunit TOM22. Gene Ontology annotation, biological process: intracellular protein transport. The coding region runs from base 330 to 554 and encodes 74 amino acids. NCBI's taxonomy places the organism in Eukaryota, Fungi, Ascomycota, Eurotiomycetes, Eurotiales, Aspergillaceae. Gene Ontology annotation, cellular component: mitochondrial outer membrane. The record is from RefSeq and is a predicted model, not a curated record. The transcript has a single exon.